Messenger RNA from Amoebophrya sp. A120, 774 nucleotides. The record is from the annotation of a GenBank genome assembly. Lineage: Eukaryota; Dinophyceae; Syndiniales; Amoebophryaceae.
UGUAUCGAAGCACGAUAGCACAGCAGCAAAUCACCAAUGUUGGCUGAUUUGAACUCGGUGGCUGGGGGUUAUUUUGCUAAAAAUUUGAACUCAAAAUAACCAAAAAUUUACUCAAAACACUACCAGAAGUUCUCUCACUCUGGGUACCUUUCUGCGGCUCUUGGUGUGGCUGUAGUGUUGCGGGGGGACCAGUCUUGGUAGUUGUUGUCGUGUUGGCACUGGUCGUGUCUUGGACUUGGUGUCAGCUCAAGGCUGUGCGUUAGAAUGUCGGAAGACAAUCAACAACGCAAGAAACGCGGGCGAUUUGAACACUGGUCAUCUUUGAGUGAAGGUGUAGAUAAGCCCUGUUUGAAGGCGUUUCAAGUUGCAAUCAAUCUGAAUGGUACUAACGUACAGCCUGCGGGUAAACAUUCAAGUUUUGGGGUACUUCAAAUUCAGACUCGAAUCACCAUAGUAUACGCUAAAAUCAGAUCAACAAUCGUUGAUCAUCACCAUCAAAUUUACAUCGUGAUUUCGGUUAGACCUCAUUUUGAAUCAUCAUCAGUGCAGCUUGAUUUGCGUCGUGAUUUCAAUUUUGCCUUGCGGAAUCGGGUUGGUUGUCAAGAUCGAUUUGCAUCGUGUUUCUUGAUCAUGCCUACAGUUUGUUUGUUGGUGAAGGUUUGUUGUUUGUUUGUCCGCCGACUUUCGCGACAUCAACGACAUUUGGUGCCGCCAACUUGCACCAGCUCCAGCACAGGAGGACCUCGAGUACUAGCCUCUGCACUGGAAAAGUGA